This is a messenger RNA of Argentina anserina (silverweed cinquefoil), 606 nucleotides long. Its product is annotated as eukaryotic peptide chain release factor subunit 1-3-like. Gene Ontology annotation, cellular component: cytosol; translation release factor complex. Lineage: Eukaryota; Viridiplantae; Streptophyta; Magnoliopsida; Rosales; Rosaceae. The coding region runs from base 1 to 606 and encodes 201 amino acids. The record is from RefSeq and is a predicted model, not a curated record. Gene Ontology annotation, molecular function: sequence-specific mRNA binding; translation release factor activity, codon specific. The transcript has a single exon. Gene Ontology annotation, biological process: cytoplasmic translational termination.
AUGUUUGAUCCUCGUCUACAGGCCAAGAUUCUGAACGUGGUCGAUGUUUUUAAUCAGGCAAUUGAAUUGUCAGCUGAUAUCUUGUCGAAUGUGAAGUUCAUACAUGAGAAGAAGUUGAUUGGAAAAUACUUUGUGGAGAUCAGUCAGGAUAGUGGCAAGUAUGUUUUUGGUGUGGAUGACACACUUAAGGCUUUGGAGAUGGGAACUGUUGAGAUACUUAUUGUGUGGGAAAGUUUAGACAUCAACAGGUAUGUGCUAAAACAUAAGAGUACUGGUGAGAUCAUUGUGAAGCAUUUAAACAAGGAGCAGGAAAGCAAUCAGAGCAACUUUCGUGAUUCUGCGACCAAUGCAGAAUUAGAGGUUGGAAACAAGAUGUCACUAUUGGAAUGGUUUGCUAAUGAGUACAAGAGGUUUGGGUGUUCUCUUGAGUUUGUGACCAACAAAUCACAAGAAGGGUCACAGUUCUGCCGAGGGUUUGGAGGGAUUGGAGGCAUCCUCUGCUACCAUCUAGAUCUUUAUCCAAGGGGCUUCACAGGUCGACCACACCGAAGGAUAUGCCACAUUAAGCUGCUUCCUUUGGUUCAAGUUUGUUGGCACCCCUACUAG